Effrenium voratum is the source of this 2689-nucleotide messenger RNA. The record is from the annotation of a GenBank genome assembly. NCBI's taxonomy places the organism in Eukaryota, Dinophyceae, Suessiales, Symbiodiniaceae.
AGGGCCUUACUCGGGGUCCGGGAGAUGGGAGCGAGCCGCUCGCGGGGGUGUAAGGGUGGCCAAGACUCUGGAAUUUGGCUUUGUUUGACAUCGAGGUGUACUGCCUAGGACCAACCUUGAUCCCUUUGGCCCGGCGAGGUGUGCUGGACCGCAUCCUGCAGACCUGGCCGGUUUGGAUGCCUACGAGUCUGAUGCCGGUGAUGCCGCUGGCCAUUUUCGGAGCUCGGUUUUUUUGAACUGGUGGGACACUCUUGGCAUCGAAGCCGACAUCAUCAAGGUUUGGAUGAUGCGGGGAUGCUGCGAUGAUCCUACGAGUCUGAUGCCGGUGAUGCCAUGACGACCACAGCCAGAGCCGAAAAAGUCAGUGCCUUUGCAGUUUGAAAACGUGCUUGUCCUUGCAGAUGUUGCUCAACAUUUUUGCCUCUUCCUUCUUGAUGCAUGACCCUGCCCAUGCAGCUGAUUUUGCUUGACAUAGAAGCACUGGCGUCUAGAGCGCCACCCCUGGUUUUCGACUUGGUUGCAGGCUCUCUUGGGCGCGGGCGGGUGACAACGGGCGAAGUCGCUCCCAUGAGCCCUUGGGAUGACCUGCAGGGCGCUGUCAUUGCAGGCGAUGCCAAAGCCCAGGGCGUGGCCGAGGCAGUGAUGGGCCAGAGCAACACGGAUGCCGGGAGGAUGGAGGUGCUGAAGCAACUCAUGGAGCAGCAGUCCGUGGGAGAUUGGAGGUUCUUGAGGCUGGAGACCAGCAGCUCGUCUUCUGAGGAGCCAGUGGAAAGCGAGCCCUUGGCCAAGAAGCCAAAGAUCGAAGUGAGGAGGAUGAACAGGGUGGAGAUGCAGGAGGAGCUGAAAGCCCAAGGCGAGCCCGUCGAACCUGGCGCCACCGUGAAUCAGCUGAGAUCUCAGCUGGUGACGGCUCGCAAGUCUGUGGAGACGCCCAUGGGCGCGGCUGAGGUCCAGGAGCCCCUGCCGGACAAGGUGGAGACGCCCGUGGACGCGGCGCAGAAGCAGGACAAGGUGGAGACUGAGGGCCAGGAGCCCCUGCCAGACAAGGUGAAGACGCCCGUGGACGCGGCGGGUGACCAGGAGCCCCCGCAUGACAUGGUGGAGACCGCGCAUGCCGCCCAGAAGCCCGAGGAGAGCCGCUGGAGUCCCGCUCCUUCAAGGGCAUGCACAUACAAGGACUUGUUCUUCUUUCUUGCUGGCGGGCAGUGCGCGGCCAACUGUUGGAACCGCGCGCUGCAAGUGGACGGAGAUGAGUACAGGGGCCUGCUCAUGACACAGGACGGGUACUUGAUCGACGUGCGGACCAUGGACGCGCAGCUGGCCAAGCAGGAGCACGUCAUCACAAAAUGCUUGGGGGUGACUUACCCACGAGAGCUCUUUGCGAUGUUGGGCCGGGACCUGGACUUGGAGGUUUGCUUGCAACAGGUGAAGGACUUCGAGAGCGGGGUCGGGCAGGGGUACGGCACUGUGGACAUGCCGCCUGAGCUCAGCGGCAAGUUACUGAAGUUGUUCGAGCAUCCCGCCCUCGAGGCGUGCAAGGUUCUCUACAGUUACUGGGAAAACAUGGCGGUCACACUGUGGUUGAUGAAGUGGGCAGCGCAUAGGCUCUGCGGCACGUCCCAGCUAGAGGAAUUUCACAUCUAUCUGGGAGGGGGCAAGAACGGAAAGAGUUGGUGGAUCGCGCAGCUGCAGGCUUUGUUCGGCACGUAUUGUGCGAUGCCCGACUCCGAUCUCCUGACCCGCUUCAACAGCCAGCAGGCCACUCCGCAGCACAUGCAACUCCGGGGAGCUCGCCUCCUGCCGUUUGCGGAGAUGAAUGCCUCGCAUCGGCCCCAGGCCAACACACUGAAGUUGUACAGCGACCACAAGACUGUGAUCCACGCCCGAAACCAUGUCAGCUUCCGAGUUCAGUUCGGCUUGGUGAUGUGCUCCAACGAGCGGCUGCACAUGUCUCUUGACGGGGGAACCGACAGACGACUGUCGGUGGCAGAAUGGCCGAUUCAGUUCUGCCAGGUGCCGCGGUUGGUGCAGGUCGGGCUCAAGGACGAGCAGAGGCUCGCUGACAACAGCCCAGGGCUUCUCUACGUGCUGCUCAAGGUGUUCAAGGUCUUCGGCGCCGUGCAGGACACUCUGGUUCGGCCGUGGCCGCUGUGGGUGGAGCAGGCCACGCGCAGCUACCUGCAAGGCGAUUCAGUGGAGUUUGUGUGGGAGUCUUUCGUUGAGACGUGGGAGAUGGCCUCGAGGCCGUCCAUGGAGUGUGCGGGCUACGGAGUGGUGUCGGAUGCCUGGGUCGCCUUUGCCAGGACAAAGAACGUCGGCGUUUCAGCCGCCGGCAGUCACUUCAAGCAGGCAAUGCUACGCCACAAGCACAAUGACCGCUACGUGGCCAAGUUCCUGAACGAAAACCAGUGCUUCAAGCAGCCUAAAGGGUCUGCGUAGAGUUUUGAUUUUCCAAAUCCGGGUGGCUGUCUAGUAUAAAACACAGCUUGCAGCGCCAUUUCAAUUGAAUUGCGCAAGUGGGCUGCAGCGCUUGACAGACAUCCGUCUGCGGCUCUUGGUCGCAGUGAAUUAAUUCAAUGUGUCCGUGCGACAUCUCUACAUCUCUACAUGAUGUAGAAUACAGAGCGGAUCAUGCUUGACACGGUGAUUGUGUCGCGUGUGACGCGUGGAUGAAACCAAUCGUGGUUGG